Messenger RNA from Eptesicus fuscus (big brown bat), 3259 nucleotides. It is a transcript of the gene TBKBP1, whose product is annotated as TBK1 binding protein 1. Gene Ontology annotation, cellular component: cytoplasm. The coding region runs from base 70 to 1926 and encodes 618 amino acids. NCBI's taxonomy places the organism in Eukaryota, Metazoa, Chordata, Mammalia, Chiroptera, Vespertilionidae. The transcript is spliced from 10 exons. The record is from RefSeq and is a predicted model, not a curated record. Gene Ontology annotation, biological process: canonical NF-kappaB signal transduction.
GCCAGAGGCCCGGGAUGAGGAACUUGGCAGAGAGGAGGCCCAAGGGGUGCUGCAGCCCAGGCCCUCGCCAUGGAGUCCAUGUUUGAGGAUGACAUCAGUAUCCUGACCCAGGAAGCCCUGGGCCCCAGUGAGGUGUGGCUUGACGCUCCCGGAGACCCAUCGCUGGGGGGAGACAUGUGCUCCGCCUCCCACUUUGCCCUCAUCACAGCCUAUGGAGACAUCAAGGAGCGCCUGGGGGGCCUGGAGAGGGAGAAUGCCACCCUUCGGCACCGCCUCAAAGUUUAUGAGAUCAAGUACCCGCUGAUCAAUAACUUCGGAGAGGAGCACGGCUUCUCUCUGUAUGAAAUCAAGGAUGGCUCCCUGUUGGAGGUGGAGAAGGUCAGCCUGCAGCAACGGCUCAACCAGUUCCAGCAUGAGUUGCAGAAGAAUAAGGAGCAGGAAGAACAGCUCGGGGAGAUGAUCCAGGCUUACGAGAAACUCUGUGUGGAGAAGAACGACCUGGAGACAGAGCUUGGGGAGAUGCGGGCCCUGGUGGAGACCCACCUGCGGCAGAUCUGUGGUUUGGAGCAGCAGCUGCAGCAGCAACAAGGCCUCCAGGACACAGCGUUCUCCAGCCUGAGUCCCCCGCCGGCCCCUGCCCCGCCCUGUGCUGAUCUGGACCUGCACUACCUGACUCUGAGAGGGGGAUCUGGCUUGAGUCACGCAGGCUGGCCAGGCCCCACGCCGAGUGUGAGUGAGCUGGAGCGGAGGCGCCUGGAAGAGGCCCUGGAGGCUGCCCAGGGAGAAGCCCGGGGGGCCCAGCUUCGGGAGGAGCAGCUCCAGGCCGAGUGCGAGCGGCUACAGGAGGAGCUGAAGCAGCUGCAGGAGAGCCGGGCCCAGGAUCUGGCCUCCAACCAGUCGGAGCGGGAGAUGGCGUGGGUGAAAAGAGUUGGAGAUGAUCAGGUUAACUUGGCGCUGGCUUACACGGAGCUGACGGAGGAGCUGGGCCGCCUCCGGGAGCUGAGUUCUCUGCAGGGCCGCAUCUUGAGGACGCUGCUGCAGGAGCAGACCAGGAGCUGCGGCCAGAGGCACUCGCCGCUGUCGCAGCGCCACUCCCCGGGCCCCCAGUGCCCCUCCCCGUCCCCGCCUGCUCGAGCGGUGCCCCCGUGCCCCCCGUGCCAGUCCCCCGUCCCCCAGCGCCGCUCCCCAGGCCCCCCGUGCCCCUCACCCCAGCAGCGCCUCUCGCCGGCCUCGCCCUCCUGCCCAUCGCCCGUCCCGCAGCGCCGGUCGCCGGUGCCGCCGCCGCCGUGCCAGUCCCCCAGCCCGCAGCGCCGGUCCCCGGGGCCCCCCGCCGGCCCGGCCCCGCCGCCCCGGCCGCCGCCGCCCCUCCCGCCGCCGGGGGAGAGGCCGCUGGCCGAGCGCGCCUACGCCAAGCCGCCCAGCCACCACGCCAAGGCCGGCUUCCAGGGCCGGCGCAGCUACUCGGAGCUGGCCGAGGGCGCGGGCUACGCGGGCGCCUCCCCGCCCUGGCUGCAGGCCGAGGCCGCCACGCUGCCCAAGCCGCGGGCCUACGGCGCCGCCGAGCUCUACGGCCCCGGCCGGCCGCUCAGCCCGCGGCGCGCCUUCGAGGGCAUCCGCCUGCGCUUCGAGAAGCAGCCGUCGGAGGAGGAGGAGUGGUCCGUGCCCCCCAGCCCGCCCAGCCCCGAGGCGGGCGCCAUCCGCUGCUCCUCCUUCUGCGCCGGCUUCCCCAUCCCCGAGUCGCCGGCAGCCACGGCCUAUGCCCACGCCGAGCACGCGCAGUCCUGGCCGUCCAUCAACCUGCUGAUGGAGACAGUGGGCUCCGACAUCCGCAGCUGCCCGCUCUGCCAGCUGGGUUUCCCUGUCGGGUAUCCGGAUGACGCCCUCAUCAAACACAUUGACUCCCACCUGGAGAACAGCAAGAUCUAGGGUGCCUCCCCCACCCACUGGCUGUUUCCCUGCCCUCCCCCAUUACCCCCAAGCACUCACUCACUUUGAAUGCUGCAUGAAUCUUGUGGGGGGCCCCUGCCCCUUGCGACCCCCGGAUACCUCCACUAGCUACCGAGUGAACGUGUGUGCCAUCUUCCCUGGUCCAGGCACCACUCAGCCCUGGCUCUUCCCAGGAGGUCAGUCAAGGCUCUCCCCAGCUCCCUGGCUUCCAAGGGAAGAUGGAGAUUUGGGCUGGGACGGGGAGGGGGUACCCUACCCACCCUCUCCCUCUGCCUUGCUGUUCUCAAACACAGUUGGAUCCAAGGAGAUGUCUAGUGGUUGGGCCUGGGGGAGAGGGAGGGCAUCAAAGGACUCCAGGAGCUCCCUCAGCCCCUCCCCAGACACCCAUCUUUCUCAGGCCGUGCUCUGCCCAAGGAGCACAGCCUGAGUGGGGUUCCAGAGCCUGCCCUGCACACUGAUGCCAGUUCCUCCAUCCCAUGGCCAGCUCAGGGCGUGUGGCCUGGGCCCCUAUUGGGGGAAGGAGACACCUUGAUUCUUGCCACUCUCUGCAGGCCAGUCCUGUUCUCCCCCUCUGCCCACCCUGGGGAACAGGGAGGGUGGGAGAGGAGAGGGAGGACCCUGAAGGACUGGGAGGACCCAGCCUAAAGAGGCUGCCCUAUGGGCCAGGGGUCCCUGCACCAUGACCCUCAGGCCAGGGGACUGUCUGUGCCAGCCUUCUAGGCCCGUGCACUCCCCCUGGAGCCCCCGGCACCGAGGCACAGGUGGUUAUGGCAGUUGCUCUCCUCCCCUCUUCCCCCACCUGAGCCCCUGGCACCACAGGUACCCCGGAGCCCGUGUGUGACUCAGGCUCUGUUAGCCGGGUGGGUGCCGUCAGCCCUGCCUCCCAGGCCAGAACCUAAGGAUGGGCCCAGGGUGAUGUGGAGAUCAAAUACAAAAGAGCUAACCCCUUUCCCACACCCCAGUGACCCACAUUCCCUCUGUGAAAUCUACCUCAGAGUUGUACCCUCAGAAGGACGGGUAAGCAGGAGGCCAGGGGGUCCCGGGGCUGAGGUGGGGAGCUUCCUACAGCAAGAGCCUGCCACCCACGGUGAACCCACCCCCCACUGCCAGCCUCUCCUGGGUCUCAGCCCCAGGCCGGUGGCAGUGGACGCUACUGUCAGUGCAUGUACCAUUCUGAUCCAACUCUUCCAGGCCCCUACCUCCUCACACGUCUCCCCUCCCCCUCCGCGCAGGGGAGCAAAGGGGGGUGUCAGGCGGGGAAGGGGCCAAGGACUCCAGAGACACAUGGCAUUGUACCUUGAGUGUGCCCCCA